CAACCACUCAGCUUCGGCUUCUGCUACACGAUAACAUGGCACCUGCAACAUUGGCUGUCCCCGCGAGAAAACGCACAGUGCGAGCAUGCGACCAAUGCCGGCGGCGAAAGGUGAAAUGCAAUGGCAAGCUGGGCUGCACGGAGUGCAACAGCAUUGGACUCGAAUGCUCCUAUGGCUCGCAAAUCAAGCAAUCCCGCCGUCGCAACUAUCUGAUCCACCUCGAGCAAAAGGUGCAAAGAUUAGAGCAUGAGCUGCGCUCUGCCCGAACGACCGACGCACUCCCACAUCAGCCACACAAUGCUUCUAACGAUCACUUGAUCGCGAAUGGCAUCCCUGCCGGCGUGCAAGACUUCAACACCGCAGGCCUCGAUGUUGGUGCCAUGAACUUUUGGAACAACUCGUACAAGCCAUUCGAGCAACCAAGCGGUUCCAGCGAAUGGGUCGGCAGUGCACCUGCAAAGCCCUUCCUGCCUGAGCUCAUCAUUCCCUCGCAAUGUCUCCAGUCUUCGGACUUCAUCUACCGCGCGGACUCUCUAUCGCCCUCAACUCCACAGACUGCCUCGUCAGCCACAUGGACACCUUGUACCGGAGAAAUGUUCGAUUUCUGGCCCAGCGUCCCAGAGCAGAAUUCCUCGCAGCCGAUGGUACCUGGGCUGGCCCCAGAUGCUAGUCAAUGGUACCAAAAUCGGUUCGACCAGCAAACGAAUCCAUCCGAAUACCACAAUGGCGGUCUGCCCUUUCACAACGGCCAUCUCGCGGCAUGCCCUCCCGGAUACAACUGAGCGCACAGAAGAAGCCUCCCGGCGACUUCUGAAAUUCUACGGCAGACAUAAUAUAUGAUACAGCAACACCAAGGGCUAGACCCUGGAUUAAUGAACAAGUCAGGUGGUGUAGUACUGGCGUAAUCAUGAGCGACUUUUGUUUUCUCUCUUGCAAGUGUACAUCUUUAUAAUGGGACGGACGGGCUUCGUGGUGAUUCAUGGCAGCGGCAGGCACGUUGUACUCGUGGAAAAAAAAA
This is a messenger RNA of Sphaerulina musiva SO2202, 1018 nucleotides long. RefSeq lists its product as uncharacterized. The record is from RefSeq and is a predicted model, not a curated record. Bases 36 to 782 code for a protein of 248 amino acids. Gene Ontology annotation, molecular function: sequence-specific DNA binding; zinc ion binding; DNA-binding transcription factor activity, RNA polymerase II-specific. Lineage: Eukaryota; Fungi; Ascomycota; Dothideomycetes; Mycosphaerellales; Mycosphaerellaceae. Gene Ontology annotation, biological process: positive regulation of transcription by RNA polymerase II. The transcript has 4 exons.